CUGAAAAGGGGCAGGGCUCAUACUAUAAAUGCAGGCAGAUCAUCUGAGAACUAGGGCAACUUACUCUGAAACAAUUUGAUUGCAUUGAAAUUCAGCGUUUGACAGAAGAGAGAAUCAUGUCUUUUUUUAGAUAUCCUUUCACAGCCAGCAAGACUGUGAGGAACAGAGCGUUAAUAGUGUCAGUGGGGAACUUCUAUCCAGAUGUAGAUCUGAGCAGGAGAAGCGGCGUGAAGAAAGACACUCAAAGGCUUCACAAAAUCCUCACCAAACUCGGCUUCUCUGUGGAAAUCAAAAUAGACAUUGAAGCAGAAGAGAUCUAUGAAGCAUUUAAAGCAGAGAGCGAGAAGACGGUCAAAGACUGUUUUAUGGGCAUCAUAUCCAGUCAUGGUGAGGAGGGUGUUGUGUUUGGUGCUGACGGACAUGCCGUGAAACUGUCAGAGAUCUACAGCUACUUCAGAGGCCCGUCAAUGACGGACAAGAGCAAACUCUUCCUGAUCCAGGCUUGUCGAGGUCAUGGGUUGGACGGAGGUGUGGAGGUGGAGACAGACUCCUCUUCAUCCUCAGAGGAAGAGUACGGCAUGUCUGAGCUUUUUUCCAUUCCUAUUGACACUGCAGUUAUGUACGCCACACCACCAGGUUACGCUGCGUUCAUGCAUCCGACAGGCGCAGUGUUGAUUCAGACUCUCUGUAAUUUGCUGGAAAAGGAAGGAGGUCCAGAUCUGGAGAUCACAAAACUUCUGACUCGACUAAACUACCAGGUGGCCUACAACUUCCAAUCGAGAGGGGAAAAGUUGGGCGGCAAAAAGCAGAUGCCGUGCUUCGUGACGCGCUUUACCAGAGAAGUUUUCCCGUUCAGCAGGACGGCAGCAGCAGAAGAUUUGAGCUUGACCUUUGCUGCCACAAAACUCAUCGAUGAACCCAGAAGGUUACGGAAGAGCUCCAUCAGCUGAAGAUCAUUUAACAGAGACUGGCUAAAAUAUGUGGAGAAACGGCUUCUUGUUAGACAUCUAUAUCAUCUCAUGUGACGAGAUAACAUAACUUUGCAUGAACUUGCAUCGGCAGCAGGAAGUCAGCUGAUGGGAAACGUGCCGGAUGUGUUCCUUUGAAGUCUU
Molecule: messenger RNA, 1112 nt
Organism: Rhinichthys klamathensis goyatoka
Lineage: Eukaryota; Metazoa; Chordata; Actinopteri; Cypriniformes; Leuciscidae
Product: caspase-7-like
Exons: 4
Coding region: 117-950 (277 amino acids)
Biological process (GO): proteolysis
Molecular function (GO): cysteine-type endopeptidase activity
Source: RefSeq, a predicted model, not a curated record